Molecule: messenger RNA, 950 nt
Organism: Coffea eugenioides
Lineage: Eukaryota; Viridiplantae; Streptophyta; Magnoliopsida; Gentianales; Rubiaceae
Product: 60S ribosomal protein L31
Exons: 3
Coding region: 108-470 (120 amino acids)
Biological process (GO): cytoplasmic translation
Cellular component (GO): cytosolic large ribosomal subunit; ribosome
Molecular function (GO): structural constituent of ribosome
Source: RefSeq, a predicted model, not a curated record
GCCCUAGUAGUUGAAAGGGUCUAACCCCUCCCAAUCAUCCACGUCUUACAACUGGUUUGCCGCCUCGCUCCAGUGUUGAGUGUUAAACAAGCAGAGGGGCAAAGAAAAUGGUGGACAAAACUAAAGGAAGAAAAGAGGAGGUGGUUACCAGGGAGUAUACCAUCAACCUCCACAAGCGCUUGCAUGGCUGCACUUUCAAAAAGAAAGCUCCUAAAGCCAUUAAGGAGAUCAGAAGAUUUGCACAGAAAGCCAUGGGGACAACAGAUGUCAGAGUGGAUGUGAAGCUGAACAAGUACAUCUGGAGCAGGGGGAUCCGAAGUGUCCCAAGACGUGUCAGAGUUUGUAUCGCUCGCAAAAGGAAUGAUGAUGAGGAUGCGAAAGAAGAGCUUUACUCUCUUGUUAAUGUUGCAGAGAUCCCACUUGAAGGGCUGAAGGGACUGGGUACCAAGAUUAUUGAAGAUGAUGAAUAGUCUAUUACAUUUGACUGGAAUGAUACAUUAAAGUUUUUGUUACUUUUCUUCGUCCAUGAGAUGGAUUUGGUUUUUUCACAGUUUAUUCUGUUCUUAAAUUACCAGAGUGCGUGGCUUAUUCAGAUGAUGUUGCUGCAAUACAUGUUUUUUGGCUAGGAAGCUGCAAGUUUUGAUGCUUUGUCCUUGUCAAGCAAUUCUCUUUCAAUGCUGAGUUUAAGUUAUUUUCUGUGGCUGCCGAACUGGGACUUUUUUGCUGUAUAUGCUGCCAGUUAUGUUUGGAAUGCAUCUAGAACCAAAGCAACUCAGGAUAUGCACUUUUAUGCUCAAGCGAGCCUAAUAGAGUUGAACAGCGGCUUUGAUUGGUUACUUCGAAGGCCGAAUUCCAAGCGAGAGUUUGUUAAAUCUGAGCUUUGAGUGAGCAUCUUAAAUUUUUACAUGUAAAUUUCAAGUUCUAUGCUUAUUAAGCCAAGUUAAAGCUGA